GAUGCCCUGAUCGCCAUAUCCCGCGUAGACAGCAAACUCGCGACGCUCGGCGUCGACCAGACGAGCCUCGACACCCUUACAUUGUGACCCACGUGAAACGGAAAACGGUUCGAUUCCCGGAGGGAGCCGCGACACGUCGCCGAUUCUUCAGCAACAGGCUUAAAAAGAGGCAAAGUGCAGAAUGAGGAGCAGGACAAGUGUUCUGACAUCGAGCUUGGCUUUCCUCUAUUUCGUCGGGAUCGUGGGAAGGUCAGCCUUAGCUAUGGAGGAAACACCAGCCUCGUCUAUGAAUCUUCAACAUUAUAACAAUAUGUUGAGUCCUAUGGCGUUCGACGAUACCGUGCCUGAAAAGAGAGCAUACACUUAUGUUUCCGAAUAUAAGAGGCUACCCGUCUACAAUUUUGGUAUUGGAAAGCGUUGGAUCGAUACCAAUGACAACAAGAGAGGGCGCGACUACUCCUUCGGCCUUGGGAAACGAAGACAAUACAGUUUCGGCCUGGGGAAACGAAACGACAACACCGACUACCCGCUCAGACUGAACCUGGAUUACCUUCCCGUCGACAAUCCCGCGUUCCAUUCCCAAGAGAACACGGACGACUUUCUCGAGGAGAAACGGGGAAGGCAGCCUUACAGCUUCGGAUUAGGGAAGAGGGCGGUGCAUUACAGUGGCGGACAACCGCUAGGCUCGAAGAGACCGAACGACAUGCUCAGUCAGAGAUAUCAUUUCGGGCUUGGGAAGAGGAUGUCCGAGGACGAGGAGGAGUCGUCGCAGUAGGGCCUCUUCGAUAUCGGUCGACGACUCGUCUCGAUGGUGUGUCGCCGACGUAAACGGCAAUGUAGCUCCAAUUCGAUGUCGCUGAGUUUUAUUGUCAGACGAAGUAUAUCGAUUACGCAACAAUAAAGACACAUUUUGAAGUUUCAA
Molecule: messenger RNA, 922 nt
Organism: Apis cerana (Asiatic honeybee)
Lineage: Eukaryota; Metazoa; Arthropoda; Insecta; Hymenoptera; Apidae
Gene: Apime-ASTA
Product: allatostatin A
Source: RefSeq, a predicted model, not a curated record